AUGGUUGCCCAUAAGGAGCAUCCAACGGGAGACGCAUGGCGACAACCAAAAGCGUCAUUCAGGAGACACAGCCACCAAGAAGUAUCCUUCGGGACACGUAGCCCCCAAGAAGCAUCCUUCGGGAGAUGCAGAGUGGACCAAGAAUUUCCUAAGGGAGGUAUCCAAGUUCCUAUACGUUUCCUAAAGGAGGUAGGAUAG
This is a messenger RNA of Prunus armeniaca (apricot), 198 nucleotides long. The record is from the annotation of a GenBank genome assembly. Lineage: Eukaryota; Viridiplantae; Streptophyta; Magnoliopsida; Rosales; Rosaceae.